GGUCAGUCAUUUGAAAACAGAUAUAAGUAUAAUAGUGGCUAACCAACGUAUUAUCUUGUUAGUUGUGUACGAGAUUAUCUUGCGAGUUUAACACUAUGUCGAGAAACGUCUUGCUAUUAUUCUUACUUUCAUUAACCUUGUAUCAAUUAUGCUUAAUUACGGAAGCUUAUCGUAUAUUAAAACAAUCACCGGAACAAGAGAAAAUAACUUGUGGAUAUCAAUCAUGUCCAGCUAUUCAAUCAAACAAAUUAAAUAUUCAUCUGGUACCUCAUACCCACGAUGACGUAGGAUGGUUAAAAACUGUUGAUCAAUAUUACUUUGGAAGUAGAUCUAAAAUACAAAAAGCUGGUGUACAAUACAUACUUGACAGUGCAAUUGAAGCAUUAUUAAAAAACCCUGAUAGAAGAUUCAUAUACGUUGAAACUGCAUUCUUAUGGAAAUGGUGGUUAAGACAAAACGAGAAUGUAAAAAAAGAUGUGAGGAUGCUGAUAAAUACAGGAAGAUUAGAAAUCAUUGGUGGUGCUUGGAGUAUGAAUGAUGAAGCUGUUACUCAUUAUCAAUCAAUUGUUGAUCAAUUUACUUGGGGAUUUAGGAGAUUGAAUGAUACUUUUGGUAAUUGUGCAAGACCACACAUUGGCUGGCAAAUAGAUCCUUUUGGUCAUUCAAGAGAACAGGCAUCUUUAUUUGCACAAAUGGGAUUUGAUGGGAUGUUAUUUGGUCGUUUGGAUUAUCAGGACAAGUCACAACGUUUAAAGGACAAGAGUAUGGAAUUUAUUUGGAAGGCUAGCUCAAGUCUUGGUGAUCGUGCGAACUUGUUUACUGGUGCUAUGUUUAACACUUACAGUCCACCGCCUGGUUUUUGCUUUGAUGUAUUAUGUGACGAUGAACCAGUAAUUGAUGACCCUGAUAGCCCAGACUAUAACGUUCCCAAGAAAGUGGAGUACUUCUUGGCAUAUGUAUUAUUUCAAGCGAAAUUUUACAAUACUAAUAAUGUUAUCAUCACCAUGGGAGACGAUUUUAAUUAUCAACAUGCAGAAAUGUGGUUCAACAAUUUAGACAAAUUAAUCAAAUAUGGAAACGAAUUAAAUGGAUCAACGGUUAAUUUAAUUUACUCAACACCAUCAUGUUAUUUGAAAGCAUUGCACGAUUCAAAUAUUAAUUGGCCAACAAAAUCCGAUGAUUUCUUUCCAUAUGCAAGCGAUCCUCAUGCUUAUUGGACAGGAUACUUUACUUCAAGGCCAACGAUAAAAUAUUUCGAAAGAAUGGGAAACAAUUUGUUACAAAUGAGCAAACAAUUAUCCGUAUUGGCAAAAUUGAAGGAAAAUGAAAAAGAAUUGGAACAAUUCCGUGAAGCUAUGGGUGUCAUGCAACAUCACGAUGCAGUUACUGGAACGGAAAAACAAUUGGUUGCAGAUGAUUAUGCUCGUUUGUUGUAUGAGAACGUGUUCAAUAACGAAAAUAUCGCAGCUAAAUCUAUUUACAAAUGGUCUAAUCAAGAAAAUUCAACGUUAGAAUGGAAAACCUAUUCUUGUUUAGAAUUGAACAUAAGUUCUUGCGUUUAUACAGAAAAUAGUUCAGAUUUUGCAGUGAUAAUAUACAAUUCACAAAGUCAGCCAGUUUCUACUUACGUUCGUUUACCAGUUAAUGGAAAUUCUUAUGAAGUAUUGGACUCGACAGAUAAUGUCAAAAUCGUAUCGCAAAUUGUACCGAUACCUGAAAGAGUUUUACAAAUACCAGGAAGAGAAAGUAAAGCAACUAAAGAAUUAGUGUUUCGGGUUAAUGAUUUGCCACCGUUGGGUUACAAAGCAUAUGAAAUAAGUGCAAAAUCUGAUAUGAAAGAAGAAACGCUUGGUGAAUCAACUAACUUCAUAGGAGGAGACUUGUACACAAUAACCGUUGACGAUUCUGGUCAUAUAGCUGUACAAUAUAACGAUCAAAGUGACAUGAAUUUUGUUCAAUCAUUUCAUUAUUAUGAAGGAGCAGAAGGUAAUAACAAAGUAUAUGAAAAUCGAUCAUCCGGUGCUUACAUCUUUAGACCGAAAACUUCAGAGAUCCAUAAUUUUGUAUACGAGAGAGAUUACACCAUAGUUAAAGGUCCUUUGGUAGAAGAAAUUCAUCAAAAUGUUAACGAAUGGAUCAGCCAAGUUGUCAGAGUUUAUAAACAAGAGGAACGUAUUGAAUUCGAAUGGCUAAUUGGUCCUAUUCCCAUCGACGACAAACAAGGUAAAGAAAUAGUUACGAAGUAUACGAGUAAUCUUAAUUCCAAUGGUGAAUUUUAUACGGAUAGUAAUGGUCGUGAAACAUUGAAACGUAAACGAGAUCAUAGACCAACGUGGAAUUUAAGAUUAUACGAACCAAUUGCUGGAAAUUAUUAUCCCGUAACUACGAAAAUGUAUUUGAAGGAUAAAAAUAAACCAUUGAAAUUUAGCGUUUUUACUGAUCGUUCUCAAGGUGGUACCAGCAUGAAGAACGGAGAAUUAGAAUUAAUGAUACAUAGAAGAUUAUUAAACGACGAUGCAUUCGGUGUUGGUGAAGCUUUGAACGAAGUUGCUUACAACACUGGUCUGGUAGUACGCGGUAUUCAUUACGUUUAUGGUGGUAAUACCAAAAAUCUUGAUGCAUUUACAUUGAAAGAGAAAAAAUUAACAUUAGAAUUAGCACUUCGUCCAUCUAUCUUCGUUACACCACUGACACAAACAAAUAUUGACAAUUGGCGUAAUACUAAUGCAUUGAAAAAAUCUGGAUUGGCUAAAGCGUUACCACCAAAUGUUCAUUUACUUACAUUAGAACCAUGGAAAAAUGAUACUAUUUUAUUAAGACUUGAACAUUUAUUCGAAGCAGGUGAAGCUAUGCAAUGGUCUGCGCCAGUAGAUGUUAAUAUUAAAGAUUUAUUCGCAUCCUUCAAAAUAACGUCGAUUAAGGAAACAACAUUGGGUGCAAAUCAAUGGUUAGAAGAUAACAAUCGUUUGAAAUGGAAUUCAGAAACGAACGAUAUUUUAAACGAUUUCAAAGAUACGUUCGAUCCUAUUGAAAUUCGAGAAGGUGCAAUUAAUGUACAUUUAAAACCUAUGGAAAUACGUACUUUCAUUUUAGAAGUAUCAUAUAAUUAAUUUAAUGAAAAUUCAUUAUUAUGUACAUAUACAUAUUAUAUAAAUAAUAUAAAGUACAUGUGUAUGAACAAAAAUUUGUAUUACGUCAUGAAUAAAAUAUACUUAUCGCGAGAUUUAAAUAAUAUGUUAUAAUAAAAUAUUACAUUUAAUCAAUAUAAUAUAUAUUCAAUGUGAA
This is a messenger RNA of Polistes canadensis, 3285 nucleotides long. It is a transcript of the gene LManII, whose product is annotated as lysosomal alpha-mannosidase. The coding region runs from base 96 to 3110 and encodes 1004 amino acids. The transcript is spliced from 17 exons. Gene Ontology annotation, molecular function: alpha-mannosidase activity; carbohydrate binding. NCBI's taxonomy places the organism in Eukaryota, Metazoa, Arthropoda, Insecta, Hymenoptera, Vespidae. Gene Ontology annotation, biological process: mannose metabolic process. Gene Ontology annotation, cellular component: lysosome. The record is from RefSeq and is a predicted model, not a curated record.